CGCCGCCGGACGUUGCCGCCGUUGCCUAGCGAGGCACCGUAAACAACGGGCACAGACCCGUGCCGCCGCCUCUCUCUCUGCCAGGCCCGGCCGACCCCACCGCCCCGGGCGCCCGCCGCCCUCUCUGUGCCUGCCUCCGCCCGGGCCUGGCGCCGCGGUGCGGUACCUGGGAGGCGGGGGCCGGCCCGGCAGAGCCGCAGCCUCAGCGGGGCCGGGCGGCGCCGCCAGCCCCGACGCCUGGAUUCCGCGGCCCGGGGCGCUCCCGAGCCCCCGGCGCGAUCCCCGUUCCGGCUCCUUUCAGGUUUGGAGUGACAGGCGCGCGGCGGGGCACGUAAAACGCGCCGUCCCGCCCUGCACGCGCCCCGCCGGCAGAGUUCCCGCGGCGGGCGCACGCGCAGUGCCGGCACCGCACCGUCGUGCGGCAUUGGCGUGCACCUAUUUCGUGCUCCCGCGGUCUUUUAGGAAGUCGUGAAUAGGAGUUCCCGCUCUUUCCCCCGGCCCCGUGGCUUGGUUUCAUUUUAUUCAUUUAAAAGGGAGGUGGGAGUGUCAGCACUUUAAAACAGCACUUGCUAGGGGAAAAAAGUAGUGUACCUGGAUAAACAAAGCCAGAAAUCGAUCAAAAUGUGUUUCGAAUCUGUAGUUAGUAAGUUUAUAUAGUUGUUUAUGUAGUUGUUUCUGAUCGCCGUGUCCUUUAUGAUGCGAGUGUGAUUUCGGUUUCGUGCUUCGCUUGUUUGUUUUACUUCUGUUAAUAAAAUGGGGCUUUGGGUUUUUUUUUUUCAACUGAAGAUAGUUUCUCGACUCUGGAUGGCUGAGUUCUCAAACUAAAUGGAAUAAAUUGAAACGCCAAAACUCUCUUCUUUGUAACCAAAGGACAACAGUUUAAAGCAGUUUGUUUUCAACAAACUUGAAUUUUGGGGGCUUAGCUGAUGAGUUCUGCCAGUUUGGUAACACAGCUUUCUUAAAGGCAAUGUGUGGACGUUCAGCAAACUUUCCCUUGCACUGCAGUGAUUCUUAGAAUUAGCAAAAAAACCCAACCAGCCAAAUAUAAAACACCCCAUAUGCUAGGAUCCAGCAGCAUUUGGUAUCUGUGGUGAUUUUUGAAUGACAGCUGCAAAGAAAGGCCAUUCCCUGCUAUUUACAGUUGUGCUGCUGUACAGUGCUUAUGUUGUAAGAAGGAAUAACCAUGGAGUAGUAUUAGCAUCCAUGGUUGUUAAAAUAUAUAAUUAAUAAAAAAUAAUUAAAUGUGUGCUUAAACAUACAGAUUAAAACCAGAGGAAUGCUUUAUGUGUAGUAAUUAGAUACAUUUAAAAUCACACACCUCCUUUGUAGGCAACACAACUGGUUUCUCUGUUCUUGUUGAGUUAAAAUGCUUGACGCUUCGUAAGUGGAAGAAGGUUUUAAGACGCGUGUGUCUAUACAUAUAACUUUUGGAGAAAAAGGUUUUGUUUGACUGGUUUAUGUUGCCUGUGCAACCAGGCAACUUAAGGUUAAGUCUGCUAGCUUGGAAAUUAAUAGAGGCAAAAUGUAUUUAUUAAUUGAUUUAUCAGUUAUGAGUACAGCUGCUUUUCUAUCAGGUACUUUUCAAGGGUGUAAUGGUGCUUAUUUAUUCUUUAGGAAAUGUGGACUUUCUGCAUCAGCAGGAAAUGGAUUCUUAUGUAUUAUGUAAUGCAGAAAACUUUUUCUUAGUUGCAGACAACUGUGGAUGAGGUGAACACAGGAGCGGUAACAGAUUUCUUGUUGACUGAGUGAAUACUGCGUGGGGAGCGCAGGGAUGGAGUCUGUCAUGGAGGAGAUCCCAGUUAAAGUUGCAGUUCGAAUCAGACCUCUGCUUUCCAAAGAAGUACUUCAUAACCAUCAAGUGUGUGUGAGAUUAGUCCCAAAUACACAACAAAUUAUCAUUGGGAAAGACCGUGUCUUCACUUUUGACUUUGUAUUUGGCAAAAACUCAACCCAAGAAGAAGUUUAUGCUGUUUGCAUUAAGCCUCUUUUAGUGUCUUUGACUGAGGGAUACAAUGCUACAGUGUUUGCAUACGGACAGACAGGUUCUGGGAAGACUUAUACCAUCGGAGGUGGCCACAUUGCAUCAGUUGCAGAGGAUGAAAAGGGCAUAAUCCCACGGGCUAUUCAGGAAUUAUUUCAGCAUAUUUCUGAAAACCAUAACAUUGACUUCCACGUGAAAGUAUCUUAUAUAGAGGUUUACAAGGAAGAACUUCGAGAUUUAUUGGAGUUGGAGACCUCUGUGAAAGAAUUGCAUAUCCGAGAAGAUGAAAAGGGAAACACAGUGAUUGUCGGUGCUAAGGAAUUCCAAGUAGAAUGUGCAGAUGAAGUGAUAAGCCUGUUGGAAAGUGGCAAUGCAGCUCGUCACACAGGCACAACACAAAUGAACGAGCACUCUAGUCGAUCUCACGCCAUUUUUACCAUCAGUAUUUGUCAAAAACAGUCUGCAGAGUCUCAGAAAAAUACUGAUGCUGCACAGGGUUCAUCUUGGAAAUCAGUCCAGAUGAUUGCUUCAAAGUUUCAUUUUGUGGAUUUGGCAGGAUCAGAGAGGGUGACAAAGACUGGAAAUACUGGUGAACGCUUCAAAGAAUCAAUUCAGAUCAACAGUGGUCUGUUGGCCUUGGGAAACGUCAUCAGUGCCCUGGGAGACCCAAAAAGGAAAAGCGUACAUAUUCCAUACAGGGAUGCUAAAAUUACUCGUAUUCUGAAAGACUCACUUGGAGGAAAUGCCAAGACUGUCAUGAUAACAUGUAUAAGUCCAUCCUCGUCAGACUUUGAUGAAUCUUUAAAUUCCCUCAAAUAUGCCAACAGAGCCAAAAACAUUAGAAACAAACCAGUUGUAAAUUACAACCCUGAUCAAGACCGGAUUGAUGAAAUGGAACUUGAAAUCAGAUUGCUUCGAGAAGCUUUGCAGAACCAACAAGUCAGUAACCAGUGUUCACAUGAUUUAAAUCAAGAAAGAACUCGCAUCAGUUCACUUGAGGACCAGCUCACCCGGCUACAGGUUCAAUGUUUCAGUUACAGAAAUUGCGUAGAUGAAGCCUUCCCUUUUCUGGUUGAUUUGAAUGACGAUGUUAGCUUAAAAAGAAGUCAGCGGGACAGGUUACAGAGCUGGAUCACUAUGGUACAGGAGGUAAGGAAGGAAGCUCUCACCUUGCAGCAGGAAACUGCCACAGGGAUGGGGACCAGCCAAGAGCCACAUCACAUCACAAUUCUUCAGCUAAAGAGAGAACUAAAGAAAUGCCAGCAAGCUCUAGUUAUGGAUGAAGAAGUAUUUAGCCAGAAGGAUCAUGAACUGCAGAUACUGCAGAAUCAGAUAAAGACAUUACUACAGGAAAAUGAAGAACAACUGGAAUCUUUAAGGGAGGCUGAAGAAACACAUAGAUUACAGAAUGAGAAAAUGGUGGAACAGCAAAUGCUUAUUGAUCAGCUAAAAGAAAAAUUACAGAGUUUUACAGACGUGAAAACUUCGGACUUCUCAAGUGCUUGUGGAAAUGGACCAGCUGUUGUGGCACCUGCAAGGAGGCCAUACAGCGUCCCACUCACAAAGAGUCUGGUACACUCCCUUCAUCCACCUUCAGGGACAGAGACCCGAAAGGUAUAUACUAGCCCUCCUGCCUUCUCUCUGGCCAGGGUAAUGGCAGAAUUCCGUGCUCGCAGCCAGGUGAUACUGAGCAACAUAGAAGAUCAGGAUAAAGUCCUUCACUGCUACCUCUCUGAUCAGAGUGAUGAGGAAGAAGAAAACACAGGCAGCAAAAGGAAAACCUCAUUUAAGCAUUCCAUAAACCGAACAUGGACACGAAAACAGGCUUCUCUGUGCUUUCUUCCUGAUCUAAGCGACAUGAAGCGUCAAGCAGACAAGUCUCAUUUAUGCAACAAAUCUGCGCUACAAACAGACACAACCACAGGUGAAGAGAUUGACAGCCUCCAGAAAAGUCAUGUUUUUAACAUGCAGAAGUUAAAGAAUUCAGAGUUGAGACUCACUGAGGCCGAGCAAAAAAUGAGAGAACUUGCACUUAAUAUCAAAAUGAAAGAGGAACUUAUUAAGGAAUUAGUAAGAACAGGUAAGGAUGCUCAGUCUGUAAGCAGGCAAUAUUCUUUGAAGAUAACUAAACUGGAGCAAGAAUCUGAGCAGGCCAAAAUGGAAUUGGCUGAAACGCAAAAGCGGCUUCAGGAGCUGGAGAGUAAGGAGCUGAGAGACAUUCCUGAGAAAGCCAAGUUACAAAAAGAGUUCCGGAAGAAAAUGGAUGCAGCUAAGCUGAAAGUGCAGGCCUUACAGAAGAAGCAGCAAGACACUAAGAAUCUGGCUUCAUUAUCUAACCAAAGUGAGAGACGAGCAACAGAGCUUGAGCAGAAUGUGGCUCAGAUGAAGCAUCAGCAGACCCAGCUACAGAAGAGACUGUGUGAAGAGACUGAAAAAAAGAAGCACCUAGAAGCAGAGAUUCAGCGGGACCAGCAUCAAAUUAAAGAACUUCAACUGAAGAUGGAGCAACAACAGAAGAUCCUUAAACUUAAGGAUAAAGAGAUUGCUGCAUUUAAAAAGAAGAAAAAUAACUCAGUGGGAACUUCACAGAACCUACAGAAAUUAGAAGAGCAGAAGAAAUGGCUGGAUGAAGAAAUGGAAAGAAUUCUCCAACAGCACCAACAGUUAGCAGAACUAGAAGAAGAUUUAAAGAAAAGAGAAGCUAUUGUAGCCAAAAAAGAAGCACUAUUGCAAGAGAAAAGCCACCUGGAAAUCAAGAAACUGAGAUCUAGCCAGGCUUUAAAUAAAGAUAGUAUGAAAUUGUCUACUCGCUUAAGUAUGCUGGACCAGGAACUGUGUGAUAAAGGUAUGCAGCUUCAGGGCAGCACCACUGAAGAUAAGACAGACAUUUUGGAAAAAAUUCAGAUUCUCCAGACAGAAAGGGAUCAGCUGCUCAGAAGAAGAAAUAGUGUGGAUGAGAAACUGAAAGAUGGUAAAGUGUUGUCAACUGAAGAAGAACAUGUCCUUUUCCAGCUGGAAGAAGGAAUUGAAGCCCUGGAGGCUGCUAUUGAUUACAAGAAUGAAAGUAUUCAGGAUCGCCAGCAGCUGAUUAGGUCAUCUUCUCAGAUUCUUUCACAGAGUGAGAAUAAUGUAAUUGGAAAACUAGUUUCCCUGUCUGCUGCAGAGCUCAGAGCUAUCCUCUUUAAAUAUUUCAACAAGAUUGUUGGCCUACGAGAGUCUGAACAUAAAUUACAGCUGCAGAUUGAAGAACAGGAAAUGAAGGUCAUAGACCAGGAAAACAUAAUACGUGAAUUAGAAUCUGCACUUGAACACAUCAAGUUGCAGUGUGACAGGCAGCUGACCCUACAACACAAAGAACAUGAGAAAAAACUACAGUUAAUACUGCAUCAUUUCAAAGAACAAGACAGUGAAGGUAUUGCAGAAACAUUGAAAGGGUAUGAAGUAAAAGUUCAGCAAUUGGAAAAAGACCUAUUUUUCUAUAAGAAAACCAGCAGAGAGCUGAAGAAGAAACUGAAGGGCCUCUUUGGAGAGUCAUCCCAUCAAUUAUUGGCAUCCACUAAAUAUAACAGUGCUGGUGACAAGGUAUCCAGUCAAGAUGAAGCAGAAGUUGCUUCUGAAGAAUUCAAGUUGAUGCUUAACCCUGAAACCAAUAGUCAACCAGGGAAGAUAAAAGAAACAGACAGAACAAGUAUCUUAAGAGCACAGCAGAAUUCAUACAACCUUGGAGAAAAUGUUUCAGAAUUUGGGUGCAACAAAGAAUGUUUGUCGAGCACUAGUGAUGGCAAAACAGGAACAGAUGAAGCUCUGCCUUCAAAAUUUCAUCCUCAGCUACCUUCUGCUAUCCAGAGAAGAGAAACCGCAACACAGUUUCAAGGAGUAACUCCAGUAAAACUAUCUCGCCGAGAGCUACGUUAUAUUCCUCCCUCUGAAUUAUCUUUGAGACGCUCAAGCCUUGGAGUUGGUGUUAGUUUUAUUGCUCCGGAUUCUAUCGAAAUGGACAAAAAGUCUAGCGUCACUAAGACAUAGUUACUCUUCAUUGCAUUUUUAGUAGCUGUUGCUACCAAAGCAACUGUAUUAGGUUUCUUUGUUCAUGGUCUGGUUAAGUAGCAACCAUGGAUAAAUAAGUGUUCUUUAGUUCUUAUUUGUCACUAUCAAGUAGUUAGGUGUUAUACUUACAGUUUCAGUGAAUCUGAGAUGGAUUUUAAUUAGCACAGUACCUAAGAACCUUCAUUCAAAGGUCUUUUAACACUGAAUAAAUGGUUAUGUUGGUUUGAGUUUUUUUUCAGCAACUUCAAAAAAUACAAAUGUUUUUUCAGAAAUUGCACUGUGAAGCGCACAGCACUUGUGUAACUAGGGUUUCUUAGAGCAAUAUUGUAAUUUGCUUUCUUGGGUGAGAAACAAUAAACUAUUUAAUUUAUUCGGAUAUAUAGCUAGAAAAUUUAGUUGCCAGUCUGUCAUCUACUAUUUAUAAUUACUGGCUUCUGUGCGCUUUUUAUCUAAAAAUAUUUUAUACGAGCCAUGUUCGAGAUCAAAGUCGGUAGCUAAAGAUAAAUUUGUUCCUGAAAAGGAACAUAAAAAUACUUUUUUUUCUUCUUUAUGGCUUAUUUAUGAACUUAAGAGAAUUUGUUACUUAAUUUUCUGGUUUUGUUUGUUGGGCUUUUAAAGAAUUGCAGUUGGCAACUCCAAGUGUGAUAUUUAUUUCUGUACUACUAAAAUGGAAAAAAACCAGAGGACCAAAUUCAGCAUCCUUUAAGUAAGCCAGAUAGACCAAUAUAUUAUUUUAUUUGUACUAAUUAGUCAUGUCCUGUCACAGACAAAUUAUUCUUCUGGAUUCAAUAUCUGCUUCAGAGCAAGGAUUACAAAUAUCCUUCAAGUUACUGCUAUACUGCUGUUAGUAAUGUAUUCAGGAUGAAAAGCAAAUCUUUUUUCUAAGAGGACAGUGGUCACUAAGAAAUGUAUGUUUAACAGCUGCGCUAACUUGAAGGCAGAGACCAGAAUGUCCGCACUUAAAUGAGAUGAACUCUUCUAACUGUACCUUUCUCCUACAUAAAAAGUGGCAGUGCCGAAAGUAAGGUUAGUUUUAUUUUAGUGGUGGACUUCAGCCGGUUGUGUUUGAAAAUGUCGUCUUAGAUUAUUACAUGCACUUAGGAAAGGAAUUUUUGCUUUCUGCUGUUGUCUAGGCAAGGUCUUGUGUAUAGCACGUGUGGCUAGAGGUAUAAAAGAACUGCAUUUUUCCAUGCUGCAAGCCCAGCUCAAAUCUGUCCGUAUUAUGAAGAUGCUGUUACAGCAUGAUAAAUGGACCUAUUGUCUUGCGGCACAUUUUAACAUUUUCUGAGUAGACUGCAAAAUAUUUCAUUCUAAUAAGAUAGAUAGACCACUUAAUAUGUCAAGUGACAUUAUCUUUCACAAUUACACCUAACUAUUACCUGUUGUCCAGCUGAAUUGUGAGAUAAGGACUGAGGUUUGUCUUGAUCGUUUUUUGGAUUGGGCUUGAUUGUUUUCAGUGUCAUGGAAGUACUGGGUCCUAACUAAUGCGAAGUUGAGUGUUAGUGUAUGUAUCAUUCACUUAAUGUUUCAAGUCCAAAAGCAAUAAACAGCAAC
Messenger RNA from Phalacrocorax carbo (great cormorant), 7582 nucleotides. The record is from RefSeq and is a predicted model, not a curated record. NCBI's taxonomy places the organism in Eukaryota, Metazoa, Chordata, Aves, Suliformes, Phalacrocoracidae.